This is a messenger RNA of Neltuma alba, 1632 nucleotides long. RefSeq lists its product as uncharacterized. The record is from RefSeq and is a predicted model, not a curated record. Gene Ontology annotation, molecular function: kinase binding; calcium ion binding. The transcript is spliced from 16 exons. The coding region runs from base 165 to 1523 and encodes 452 amino acids. Gene Ontology annotation, biological process: calcium-mediated signaling. NCBI's taxonomy places the organism in Eukaryota, Viridiplantae, Streptophyta, Magnoliopsida, Fabales, Fabaceae.
AGACUCAUCGCUACACAGAUCUCGAUUCUGCAGACGAAACUGCCCUCCUUUACAAUACAGUUCAUGAACACUUGAAAAGAAUGCCAACUUCUUUCUGGUCUCUGACCUAUAUUUAGCAGUUAGAUCGAGAAUUCAGUUCAAGUAGUGUUUGCACUGACAUUAUUAUGUCCAUUUCCAUGAUCUGUUUUUGCUUGAAGAAGAUUAGACAAAAGGCAAAGCUUGAAAAUUACAUCAUUCUUUCUUCAGAGACAUGGUUCACAGUGAAUGAAGUGGAGGCUUUGCUUGACUUGUAUAAAAGACUAAGCAGUUCAAUUUUUGAUGAUGGCCUUAUUCACAAGGAGGAGUUCCGGCUUGCACUUUUCCGAAACAGCAGGGAAGAGAAUCUAUUUGCAGACAGGGUGUUUGAUAUGUUUGAUACUAAGCGUAAUGGAACAAUUGACUUUGAGGAAUUUGUCCGGUCACUGAGCAUCUUUCAUCCGAAUGCUCCUGCAGAGAUGAAGAUUUCAUUUGCAUUUAAGUUGUAUGAUCUUCGGAAGACCGGAUACAUUGAGCGUGAUGAGUUGAAGGAGAUGGUCUUGGCUAUUCUGGCUGAAUCAGAUCUAACAGUUUCAGAUGAAGUUGUGGAAGCAAUAGUGGACAAGACCUUAAACGAAGCAGACUCAAAUGGUGAUGGAAAGAUUGAUGAAGAGGAGUGGAAAGGAUUUGUGGCAAAGUAUCCGUCUCUUCUAAAGAUGAUGACUCUUCCAUGUCUUAGGGAUAUAACCACGAGCUUCACCAGUUUCAUAUUGAACACACAGGUGGAAGAAGAAGAUGGCUCCUUAGAGCCUCGUAUGAAAAUAAUGGGAUGCGCUUGCUCUAAACAACGUCUUGAGCAUGAAGAUCCAGCAGUUCUUGCUACCCAAACCUGCUUUACCGUAUCUGAAAUUGAAGGACUGUACGAGUUGUUCAAGGAGCUGAGUAGUUCUAUGGUUGAUGACGGGCUUAUCAGCAAAGAAGAGUUUCAGCUGUGCUUAUUUGGAAGUAGCAAGAUACAGAGCCUAUGUGCAGACCGGGUUUUUCAUUUAUUUGACUCAAAAAAUGAUGGGGUAAUAGAAUUUGGAGAGUUUGUUCGAGCUCUGAGUGUCUUCCAUCCAGCUGCGCCACAGGCACAAAAAGCAGCUUGUACUGUAUUUCCUCUCAACACUCAUUUCGUGAGCUUGCCAUUCCAUUUUUCGUAUUCUGAAGUCUUGGUACUUAAUGUAACAGUUGCAUUUCGAAUUUAUGAUCUAAGGCAAACUGGUUUCAUUGAACGUGACGAGUUAAGAGAGUUGAUAUUGGCACUUUUAAGGGAGUCAGAUUUGAUUCUUUCUGAAGACUUAAUUGAGGCCAUAAUUGAUCAGGCAUUUAAAGAAGCAGAUUUAAAAGGAGAUGAGAAGAUCGAUCUAGAGGAGUGGAAUGAAUUUGCAGCUCAAAACCCAUCCAUACUGAGGAACAUGACAAUUCCAUAUUUACAGGAUCUUAAUGCUCAGUUUCCCAGGAGAUGAUACAACCAGAGCAACAUGCGAAAAGAUAACACUAGCUCAAGACUAAGAGUAUCUGGAUUGAUGUUAUCCUAUAUAUUCUAGGGGAGAAAAUCAACUGAACAAUGUAAAC